GGUAGUGACAAUUUAUGCAGGCGCACGCGAACCUCAUUUGCCGCAGCUGUGUACGGGGGAGAAAAAAAAAAUGCAGGGGCCGUGGCCACUUUUGUAUCUGGGAAAAAGCGUAUGAGUAAGCUUGAGUGUUGAUGCCACGUUGUUGAAGGGCAGGUCGAAUUCCUGAUGUGUCAGAUUAGAGUUUUCUCGGGAAACUGAGCUCUGGAUUUACUUUUGCCAUAUUGUGAGCUAAUAGCGUCAAUCGUUUAAGAAGAUUAUUGUCAUCUUUUCAAUAUAUUUUAGAAUUUUUUGUUGAACAUCACAGCUGCACUAUAUUGCAUCAUUCAAUUUUCAAAACCAUACUAACAAUUAGUCAAGAUGCCAGAAGUUACUCAGGAUUCUGGAUGUUUUGAAGGUGGAAUAUACACAUCUGAAAAAACAGGAAGUGAUGACCAAGGAGACGGAACCAAGUCAAAGCCUUUUAAAUCCAUCCUGAAAGCUAUGCAUCAUGCAGCAAAAGAGCCUUUUCCAACUAUAUACGUGGAUUCUAAGGAGGAAGGACAGCAAUAUGUAGAGGCAGCCAAGUCCCAGUUGAAGAAGAUCCAGAAAAUAUGGGUGCGUGAGAUGCACAAAGCAGCAGACAGGUUGAAAAAGGAAGAUGAAGACUUGGAAAAACGUACAAAGAAUCUGGAGGAUGCAAAAAAAAUUAUUAUUAAAGAAGAUACCAACCUACCGAAGGCAGAGAGUGUGAAAAUAUGCAAGUGCGUGGAUUAUCGUGGGAAAAGAGUUAAAGUUCAUGGCUGGGUUCACAGGCUACGUCGCCAAGGCAAGCUGCUGAUGUUCGUCACCUUGAGGGACGGGACUGGGUUCCUGCAGUGCGUGCUCAACGACUCGCUCUGCCAGACGUACGAGGCUGUCGUCCUGUCCACCGAGUCCACGGUGCUGCUGUACGGGACCGUCAAGCUGCUGCCCGAAGGGAAAAGUGCGCCGGGCGGGCACGAACUGCAGGUGGACUACUGGGAGCUGGUCGGCCUGGCGCCGCCCGGAGGGGCAGACAGCAUCCUGAACGAGGACGCCCUCCCGGACGUGCAGCUCGACAACAGGCACAUCAUGAUCCGCGGGGAGAACACAUCGCGCAUUCUGAAGAUGAGGUCGGUUGUGAUGCAAGCCUUCAGGGAACACUACUUUGACAGAGGCUGUGUCGAGGUCACUCCACCAACUCUCGUGCAGACACAGUGUGAAGGAGGCUCUACGCUUUUCAAGCUUGAUUUUUUUGGGGAGCAAGCUUACCUGACUCAGAGCUCCCAGCUUUACUUGGAAACAUGCAUCCCGGCCAUGGGGGAUGUGUUCUGCAUAUCCCAGAGUUACCGUGCCGAGCAGAGUCGCACUCGAAGACAUCUGGCGGAAUACACACACGUGGAGGCAGAGUUCCCGUUCCUGACAUAUGAAGACCUGCUGGACAGAAUCGAAGACACUAUUUGCGACGUGACUAAAAGGGUCCUGGAGUCACCUCUCGGAGGGUUGGUAGCUGAGCUAAACCCUGGGUUUCAACAACCAAAGAAGCCAUUUCUCCGCAUCAACUAUGCUGAUGCCAUCAAGUACCUUAAGGAAAACAACAUCACGAAAGAAGAUGGUAGCUUCUACGAAUUUGGUGAAGACAUUCCCGAGAUGCCGGAGCGGCAGAUGACCGACAAAAUCAACAAGCCCAUCAUGCUGUGUCGCUUCCCGGUUCCCAUCAAGUCGUUCUACAUGAGCAAGUGCGCGGAGGACCCCGCGGUCACGGAGUCCGUGGACGUGCUGCUGCCCGGGGUGGGGGAGAUCGUGGGGGGCUCCAUGCGUAUCUGGGACUACGACGAGCUGCUGGCGGGCUACAGGAGAGAGAACAUCGAUCCCACUCCGUACUACUGGUACACGGAUCAGCGCAAGUACGGCUCUUGCCCCCACGGAGGCUACGGGCUGGGACUGGAACGCUUCCUGUGCUGGCUGCUGAACCGCUACCACAUACGCGAAGUGUGUCUGUACCCGAGGUUCCUGGAGAGGUGCACGCCAUAACUUGCCACGGCACAUUUCAACUACCUGUCACAACCGUUAAACAUACCUUAUUUACUUGAAUACGAUGCUACACGAAAUUUACCAAAUCUUUGGAAACUAAAAGUGGGGGUCACAUUACAUUACAAUCGCAAAUUUGCAUCUUGCCAUUUGGAACGGCUUAGUUGAAAAAUUACACGCUCUGCCUGUAAACUACAUCACUUAUGCCACUUUAGUCAAGGAGUUAAGAGUGAAGUGAAGAAGCACAACACAAGUCCUGUGGAGGUUUGCAAAAAAAAAUAUUAAAAGGUUAAAGAUAUUAAAAAUUUAGUGGAGACUUUUGUUGCUCAUAAACAAACUUGCAAAUAUUUUAUUUGUGGCAUUUGUUCUAUACGAAGCAUGGUUUCCGAGACAUCGCGUGAAAUUCAGACGUUUUUGGAAGUUGUUGAAACUAAACAUUGUACCGUUAACUCCCUAUUAUCCGCGGUGCGGAUGAUCUGCGCAUGCUACGAAAAAAUACAGUACAUAUGUAAAUCUGUAUUUUAUUGCAAGUGAGCAAAUUUGAACUCUACUGACGAGUUGACGAGUGUAUUGUGUGCAGUAUACGAUAAAAUGCCACAGGCGAGCCCAGUGCGAAGGCGCAGAUGACUCAUGAAGCGGCUUUACAACACGUCGGACUGCUUCACUAUUUAGAUGCGCAGUUGGCUGAAAAACUUAUGUUGCGGAAAUUCAAUCAAGAAUUAAGAAAAUAUGUUUCCAAAGCAAGAAACAAAAACAAGUGACUGAUUUUUUCAAAAAGUUGUAAAUUUAAUAGUUAUGCUUUUUUUCGGUCUAAUGAAGUCUCUGAGUACGUACAGUACUGUAUCCUUGUUAUGAAGUAAGUACUGAGCACUUUUAUGUUUACAUCACUGAAAUGUAUUGUAUGUUAAUUAUUCAGUAAAAUUCUAAAAUUUUAGCAUCAUUUAAUAAUUUUUACUGUUAAUUGUAACUUUUACUGUACAUAAAUUUUUAGAUUUUUAAGUUGAAAUUAAUGUUUCCAAUUUUUUUUCCCCAUUUUCGGCUCUUUUGUGGAUUAUCCGCGAUUUUCACUAUCUGCGGUGGCCUUGCCACUUAAUUUCGCUGAUAAUCGGGAGUGUACUGUGCUUGGUAUUUCAUCAUUAUUCUGUAUUCAUUAUUCGUGAGGAAAUCAUCUGCUGUUUGUUCAUGUAGUUGGGAGGCUCCACUGUGAUAUAUACUUUUGUCUGAUUUUGUAUGUAUGUAAUUUGCUGCACAAAUGUCAGGUUACAAAUGCCACAGAGUUAAAAUGCAAUUAUCCAUGGUAAAAACUUUAAAUAUCAAAAUAUCAAAACAAACUAAUGGAAGGAAACCGUGGCUCUAUCAGACCCUCAUUUUUAUUGUAUGUACAAUCUGCUUUCAGUUACAGAAUGCUUGUGAUAUGUAAAAUGUAAUUGUAAAUAAAGUAUUUACUGGUGUAA
Bacillus rossius redtenbacheri is the source of this 3482-nucleotide messenger RNA. It is a transcript of the gene AsnRS, whose product is annotated as asparagine--tRNA ligase, cytoplasmic. The transcript has 11 exons. Lineage: Eukaryota; Metazoa; Arthropoda; Insecta; Phasmatodea; Bacillidae. The record is from RefSeq and is a predicted model, not a curated record. Gene Ontology annotation, molecular function: ATP binding; asparagine-tRNA ligase activity; nucleic acid binding. Gene Ontology annotation, biological process: asparaginyl-tRNA aminoacylation. The coding region runs from base 358 to 2031 and encodes 557 amino acids. Gene Ontology annotation, cellular component: cytoplasm.